CGCAGGGCCCCGCCCCCGGCCGGAUGUGGCGGGCAGCCGCGUGUUUCCGGAAGACGUGGCGGCUGAUGUGGAUCUGCCGAAGCCGAUGAGAAUCAGCGGCCGCCAACAUGAUCUCGCUGACGGACUCGCAGAAAAUUGGAAUGGGAUUGACAGGCUUUGGUGUGUUUUUCCUGUUCUUUGGCAUGAUUCUGUUCUUUGAUAAGGCACUCCUUGCGAUAGGAAAUAUUUUAUUUGUGGCAGGUUUGUCCUUUGUAAUCGGUUUAGAAAGGACUUUCAGGUUCUUCUUCCAGAAACACAAAAUGAAAGCCACCGGCUUCUUUCUGGGUGGAAUUUUUGUAGUACUCCUCGGCUGGCCUGUAAUAGGCAUGGUACUUGAAAUUUAUGGAUUUUUUCUUUUAUUCAGGGGGUUCUUCCCGGUGGUGGUCGGCUUUAUUAGGCGAGUGCCUAUAUUAGGCUCCAUUCUGAACUUACCCGGAAUAAGCUCAUUUGUAGAUAAAGUUGGAGAAAGCAACAGCAUGGUAUAACAGAAACUGGAUGAACAACUGCUGCAGAAGUAUACUGUAUAAUAUAUUUAUAAGGUUCACCUAAGACGAACAUUUCUAAAUUUCUAUUUUAAUUGUUAUCUGUCUAGGAAUAAAUAAAACUUGAUAACAUUCUUUGUAUUAAAAUAUUUUGUUUAGAGCAGAAAAGGGGAGCCAUUGUAAUUAAUUCCACUUAUUUUGACUUUCCCUCCCCACCCAAAAUUUUAUAUAUGUCUCUUUGUGGAGGGUGCUUAGCACCACACUUCCUCCAGCAGGAAGGGCAGGAUGGGUUUGGGCACCACCACUACUAUCAGUAAUGCUCAAUGAUCAGCAGGAAGGAAGUAAAUCUUAAACUGGGAGAAUUGAACCAAGCAAGAUCAACCAAGAAGGAGCAUCUUGCUCUGUUCCAUUUGAACCAAGACAACAAGAAAAUCUGAAAAGCUAGAAGGACUGAUACACUCUUGAUUUGAAAAUCAAGUAAUGAAAUACUUGAAGGACAGGCCUUGACCCAUUAAACACGAACAUUUAUAUUGGCUGACCUUUCCUUUUGCGUAAAAAUAACUAGCAUACAUCCACGAUCGUCUUGCCCCUCUUAUCCAUGCUGCUCCUCCGGUUAUUUUUGUUCACAUCAUUGUCUUGUGUUACACUUGCGAUUCCCAAUGUAAAAAGCUAGGUUAAUGGUGAGCUUUUCUCUUUUGUGACUAUCUCAUUUGGCAGGAUUUUCAUACAAGUGAACACCUCUGGCUUAUUAUGUAACAGCAGACGGUGCUUAUAGGUAUUUAAGUUUUAUAAAAGUUAACUUUUCAAAUAUACAUUGUUUGAUGUUAAAAUGUUGUAAAUAAAUCUUUGAAUCGAAUUAUCACAGAAUUUUUAAUGAUAUGUUCCCUUAAUAUGUGGAUUCCUGGUCCAGUGUGUCACUUGUGAGUGAAGUUUGGAAAGCCCUGUGUUUAUCUGCCAAUGCAAGAAAAUGUUUCGAUUUUUUUUAAAUGCAAAAUAAUAAAUAUUACGACUUCCAAUGGCAUUGGUGCUGUAGUUGACCAGAAGAGAAUUUAUGACAGAAACCAAUAUUACUGCUCUAUUAGAAGUAGCAACUGACUUAAUAUAUCAGAAAUUAUAUUUAAUUUAAAAGUACAACAAGAGAGCAAACUAUAUUGGUUCAUUGUCAGAAAGGACGCAUGUUGACUUUGUAACUUUGGAAACCACCUGUGAAAACAUCACUGCUGGUGUAAUUUCCAUGACAUGAAGUACCAUAUUGGGAUCUUUCAUUAACAACUGUUCAUCGUAACGGCUCAGCUGGGUGCAUUAGCCACUGGGGACAAGUCAACCAUGAAUGUAGUCAUGGGUGAAGGUACAAAAGUUUUUAAUUCUAUAGGAAUAUAAUUGCAUAAUUCUGUAUAUCACACCAAAACAUUACUGAAAAUUCUAGUAUUUGUUUGAGUACAUUGUAGGUAGAUUUUUUUUUGUAAUGUAUAUGGAAACCACUAAACAUGUCAGAAUUGCAAUUCCUUUCAUGCUGCUGCCGACCUUGAGCAGAAGUCAACGCAUUGUGUAUCUUUUGUGAACAUGUCCAGAAUUUGGGAUUCUGUCAAGUUUCUAGGUUGCAGAAAGGAAAUAAAUAUUAAUUAUG
This is a messenger RNA of Pristis pectinata (smalltooth sawfish), 2148 nucleotides long. RefSeq names its product golgi transport 1Bb (gene golt1bb). The coding region runs from base 108 to 524 and encodes 138 amino acids. The record is from RefSeq and is a predicted model, not a curated record. The transcript has 5 exons. Gene Ontology annotation, cellular component: endoplasmic reticulum; membrane. Lineage: Eukaryota; Metazoa; Chordata; Chondrichthyes; Rhinopristiformes; Pristidae. Gene Ontology annotation, biological process: retrograde transport, endosome to Golgi; endoplasmic reticulum to Golgi vesicle-mediated transport.